UGAACGUGUCAAUAUGAACACAACUAUACAUGUAAGUUUAUGUCAAAAUUAACAUAAUUAUACACUGAAAUAAGUGAGACAGCUGUUAGGGAUUUUCACGGAUUGUUUCCCUCUGGUGAAAGGACAAACCUGUUUGAUUUAGAAUCCGAGUUCUUAUCGCAGAAAAUAAUGACCACUGCAUGCAUAUUGUUUAUUGAUUGCCAUUCAAGUCGUAUUUUGUGUGGAAAAUGUUGCAGAGAUCUUCACUCCUAUGUGAAUGUCUUAUGCUAACCGCUCCGAUAACUAUUGAGAGACAGUAAGUGUAAUUUAUUGGUUUGAUAUAUCAGCAAAACUUUUGAAUCUGGUCGCAAACACUGGAACGCUAAUAGGAAAUUUUUUUUUCACUGGAGAUGCAGCAUGCAUAUAACUUUCAUUUGGGCGAUGGGACGUCUCUACCUCGGAUGAAAGUGUUGUAAGUCAUCUGGGUUUUGGGAACAUGGAACACUGCUAUCCUUGAAGUUACCAAGGAGAUAAUGAAAGGAAUAUAAUUAAUUUUUUCUAUCGCGAAAUUUGUAUAGGCUUGGAGAGAAGAAUGCGCAUGGUAUCUUGCUGAUUAUGCCAGUGUAAUCCUCACUCUAGAAGAAAUUUGCGCAAUGGGAUUCUCUUGGUUUUGUGCUUGUUAGUGUGAUUAUAAAUGUUGAUUCUGAAAUUUAAAUCUGUUAAGAUUUUUUUAACAUAAACCUACAUUUUUAUUGAAUACGUUUCAAUGGAUAUAUGUCCAUAUGACAAUGUGGAAUUUCCGGUCCAGCGACAGGGUGGAAUCGAUUCUUGGGAGGGUGUGUCAGGUUAUUCCGGCCUCCAGCCCAAGUCCUACAACCAGACAGUAAUGAGGGACAAAGUGACAUCCUCCCUCGCCCCUGUGUUCGAGAACGAUGAUGGAUCCGCCGAAGAAAAUUCGGAAAUUCCUAAAGUUGAGGACCAAAGACAACAGAUAACUGUUACUACAGCUUCAGUUCCCGUUAACAAAAAGGAAACAGCAGUGAGUUUCAACAAAGGCGUGCAUGUAGUAAACAAUUCCAACCAGGCAAACAACCAUAAACCACAGCCCAUCGUAAAAACCACACCCAAACCACCACCGUCACCCUCCCUAAGUUCAAUGGCCAAGGACACAAAGACUGUUGUCAUCGAGCAACCAAGAUCCAUAGCAACGGCCUUCACCCGAGUUGAUUUUAACCCGAGGUCACAAGAAGUAUUGGAAACGGCAUACACACGCCACAAACAUUUCUACAAACUAAAUGAGACAAUUUUGGACCAAGUCAACGACAUGAAAGAAAAUGUUUGGGACGUGAAAGGCAGACCGGGAGAAAUGUUGACAUACGAACAAUUGAUUCAAGGUAUGUUGGAGGAGGGGGAGAUGCUCGUGCUGGGAGGGUCGUGGCUUUACUAUAAUAACAUCGACUUUCUUGACGCCGAGGGUAAAACAUCCGUGAAACCCUCCAUUGGAAAAGGGCGACUCUGUCUGACCAAUCAACGCCUGCUUAUACUUGCAGCCGAAAACGUGUUGGACGCAAAUUUAGCUGAAUACGGUGAUCCCACACGAACAGACGGUGGAUAUAAAAUUCAAGUUUCCAAAUAUAACAGUGUCUAUAUUCAGAACCUGCCACUGGCAAGUAUCCAGGGUGUGGAACUUUCGGUUAGUAUCGGAACUGCCGAGGAGAGCCGAGUAUCCAUCAGGAACCCUAUCUGUGAUGGACUGUGUGCAUGCUUUGGAAUCGGACGGUGUGCAACCACAUGGAGAACCUCAGAUCCGCUCCCUGUUUUAAUAAACAAGCGUGUCUUAACACUGGGUGUAAAAAUGCCGCCCUGGCUGACCAAGACUUUAAUUGUUAUUCACUUGAAUCAAGACAUGCCUCUGAAUAUGGCUAGAGACUUUGUUGCCAAACUCCACCACCACGCUCCUCUGUACAAUGAACGUGCACAGGGUUACACCAGUGUGUGACGUGUGUUUUAUGCCAUUGUAAUUUUUGUAUUUUGUAAAUUAAUGUAAUUAUAAAUUAAACUUAAUUUUCGGUG
Molecule: messenger RNA, 2052 nt
Organism: Saccostrea echinata
Lineage: Eukaryota; Metazoa; Mollusca; Bivalvia; Ostreida; Ostreidae
Exons: 5
Coding region: 746-1978 (410 amino acids)
Source: RefSeq, a predicted model, not a curated record